AUGAGGCUGGCCGGCAAACCCAAGCUCAAGCCCAAUACGCGGCCCGCCAACCAACCUACAAGAUCGGUUGUGCCCCGGCUCACGAGUUGGAGGUCGGAAAACUCGUCCCUUUCGGCUGGUACCCCGCCCGGUCGAUGCCUCGGCACGCUCACCAAACCGAGAUUUUGGGCUUAUAACCGCUGCAUUAUCCAUAAUCGGUCACGCCAGCGGUUGUCUAGCACGGAAAUGGAAGACAGCAGGAACACGUCCGCAAGGCGGCUGCGGGCGGUAGCGGAACAUAUCUCGCCCAGCCAGACCCGACAACUUAGCCAAUCGACAACUGGAUCGUCUGGUAUCGAUUUUUCAGCGUUAUCAAAGCUUCUACCGCAUGAUGGGCCUCCGGGCGGUGCAGUGUGGUAUAUCGUGGUGGCCGCAGCGCUGAUGGCGUUCCAUCGGGAGGCAGCAGUGGGUGCACUGUGGGAACAUAUCGCUUCUACCCAUAAAUCAUCGUCAGAAGAGGAGAAAGCAGUGAUUGCACGACGGAUCAGGGAGAGCUGUUUGAAGGCUAGCGUGCUGGUCGGGUUUCCACGGGGAAUAAACGCUCUCUCAUCACUCCAGGCCGCUCUGGCCAAACAUACACCCACAACGCACCAGCUUCUUUCCGAGGAUUCCUCACUGCGUAGGCCCGUUGAUCCAACGACGAAGCUCGAGCGAGGAACCGCGUUUUUCUCCCGUCUGUACGCUGGUCACACGGGCAGGAUACUCGACAACAUGUCUCGCAACUCGGGCGGGGAUCUAAGCUACUAUGCCCUUGCAAGCGUGUAUGGGGAACUAAUGGCCGAGACCCGUGUUGUGAAUGCGAUGGAGACGGUGCUGAUGGAAUUUGUAUGCUGUUUGGCUGACGACGUCGCACCACAGGCCAAGGGGCACGUAUCACCCUAUCUAUCUACUCACUUCUUCGGCAGCCGCAACAUGGGGGCCUCUGGUGCACAGAUCAAGGGAGCCGUGAACAUCGUACAGGCUGUGGCGAGGCAGGCCGGCCUGUGUGCGCCUGGGGCGGGAGACGAGUACGCCUUUCUAGCAAAGGCUGAUUCGUGGUGA
Molecule: messenger RNA, 1080 nt
Organism: Microsporum canis CBS 113480
Lineage: Eukaryota; Fungi; Ascomycota; Eurotiomycetes; Onygenales; Arthrodermataceae
Exons: 3
Coding region: 1-1080 (359 amino acids)
Source: RefSeq, a predicted model, not a curated record